UAGCUUCACGCUAACAGCUAAACGUUUCACCACGAAGAGUUCUACAUGUUUAAUUUUUGUGGACGGUUCUUGUUGACAGAAGUUACUACACGGAAAUGUGUUUUUAUUUCAACACGAGACGCAGAACAAACCACAGAGUCAAAGAGGGAGCUGCCCCAGCCUGUGAUUGGAGGACGCUGUGCCACGUGGAGAUGUCCCUACUAUGCCACUAGAACACAUUGUAAUACCUGUCAGGUUGCUCUGUGGGGCGGUUUGAGGAGGAAUAUAACAAAGGUUUCGACCGCAGCUGCUGAGUGACCUCCUGCAGAGCAGACCGAGGUUGUCCACAGACUUGAACUUUUUAAUGCAUUAAAUUGGGACUGCUUUUUAGCAACCGCAAUGGCUUCGAGCUCGUUCGACAUCGAAGCGCCGCGAUGGGAUCAGUCCACGUUUACGGGCCGACUGAAACAUUUCUUCAACAUCACAGACUGGCGAACGGUGGUCUUACCUGACUCACGCUUGGAUGAGGCCAAAGCUUUAGUAGAAAGCUGCAGGGCAGGAUCCACCCCACCCGGCACCACAGAGGAGCAGCUCCACUACGCUAAGAAGCUCUACGACUCGGCCUUCCACCCGGACACCGGAGACCGCAUGAACCUCAUCGGACGCAUGUCCUUCCAGGUCCCUGGAGGCAUGGCCAUCACCGGCUUCAUGCUGCAGUUCUACAGGACAGUUCCUGCUGUGGUGUUCUGGCAGUGGGUGAAUCAGUCCUUCAACGCUCUGGUCAACUACACAAACCGUAACGCUGCCUCCCCCAUCACUCCCAAGCAGAUUGGAGUCGCCUACGUCACAGCAACCAGCACAGCGUUAGCAACAGCAGUCGGACUCAAUCUCUACACAAAGAAAGCUCCUCCUCUCGUGGCUCGCUGGGUUCCUUUUGCAGCGGUGGCAGCAGCCAACUGUGUUAACAUUCCUAUGAUGAGGCAACAGGAAAUUCUGAACGGUAUUUCUGUCACAGAUGAAAAUGGCAACAAACUGGGCCACUCUAAGAAAGCAGCAGUAAAAGGCAUCACUCAGGUGAUCGUCUCUCGGAUCACCAUGGCUGCACCAGGAAUGAUCAUCCUGCCCAUCAUCAUGCAGAGGGUGGAAAAAUACAAGUUCAUGCAGAAAAUCACGUAUCUCCACGGACCAAUUCAAGUGAUGAUGGUGGGAGUGUUUUUGGUCUUCAUGGUGCCUGCUGCCUGCUCCCUGUUCCCUCAGAGAUGCUCUAUGGCCGUGUCGAAGCUGGAGCCCGAGCUGAGAGACUCCAUCGUGUCUCAAUAUGGAGCAGCUGUACAACAGGUCUACUUCAACAAAGGCCUCUGAGGGUCAGAGGGCUGAUUAUGUACUCGCCACACGACACCGAAUACAUACGUGUUCAUGUAAUAAGUCUUCAUUUUCUAAUUAUUAGUCAUUAUGAAAUGCUCGUCUCCCUACGUCAUAAAAUCGGUGCUUAUUGGUGGGAUGAUUUCGAUCAAUCAUGUCACUUUUUUAUGUUUCUUUGGUACAAAAUAUUCCUGUUUUCUUACGUUAAACAGUUACAAGGGGCACUGUGUACUCCUGUUGAGAAACCAAAUGUUCUCCUCUCAGGAAAGGCGCAUUACUUUGUCAGAUUUAAACUCUUGUAAGUUUGUACUUCAUGACUCGCCUGUAGUUGUUUUCAUUGGCUUUUUAAAACAGCCUUGUGCUCCUUCUGUCUGACAAUUUUCCUUACAAUCUGUGCCUUCUACAACACUACUGCAUUUUAUUUUCUUUAAACCAAUAUUGGCUUUACUGUGAAACCAGAAAAAAUACUUCUAUGCAUGGGUUAAAACUCUGAAACGGUCAUUCAGUGUGGUGUGGAGGUUUAGUGUGAUAACAGUGGAGGAUACUGCCCUCUUCUGCCAGAAUGGAGGUAGAUGUACGACUUGUUUGCAUGAAAGGUUUACCAGUCAGAUCAUGUCGCUGUGUAUACACAGACUUGUGCCACAAUCCUCAGUAUAAGCUGGAAUAAAACUACACAAAUAUUUGAAAUGUAA
Messenger RNA from Sebastes umbrosus (honeycomb rockfish), 2033 nucleotides. It is a transcript of the gene sfxn2, whose product is annotated as sideroflexin 2. The record is from RefSeq and is a predicted model, not a curated record. Gene Ontology annotation, molecular function: monoatomic ion transmembrane transporter activity. Gene Ontology annotation, cellular component: mitochondrial inner membrane. NCBI's taxonomy places the organism in Eukaryota, Metazoa, Chordata, Actinopteri, Perciformes, Sebastidae. Gene Ontology annotation, biological process: monoatomic ion transport; serine import into mitochondrion. Bases 379 to 1341 code for a protein of 320 amino acids. The transcript is spliced from 13 exons.